AUGAAACUCUUUUGGUUCGGUUUGUUUUUGGUUCAAACUUGGACUCAAAAAGCCACUAGAGUAGAUGUAAAAAUACAAAACAUACGAGUGUUUGGAGAGUCGCGUUUCAUGAAAGUAAAAUACUACAUCCACAGUGAUCGCACCCACUUCGAUCUGAAUGUUCGACUGAUUCGAGAACUAAAUAGUAACCAUUUGAUCAUGAAUGUCAAAGUACGAGUAAAACCGGAGAACAGCCAAGACUAUGUGCGCUUUUUCGAUAUUAGACGAAUCAACUUUUGCGAUUUCCUCACCGAGUAUAACACCAAUCCGGUCUUAAAGUUCAUGUUCAAGAAGACGAUCAAUCUCAGCGAUGUGAUCCUGUGUCCUGUUCGUGUUGGCAACUAUUCGAUGAUGAACACCGAUGUGGGCAGUAACAUGUCUCCGGGUGGCGUCCAGAAUGGAACCUACAAGUUCUUUGCCGAAAUAGUCGAGGAAAGUGGGGAAAUAGCCAAGCUGUUUGCUCUUCAAGUAACUUCGCAGAUGUUUGUCAUAGAAGGUGAAAGUAGUAACAGUGAUGAUUAA
Drosophila bipectinata is the source of this 561-nucleotide messenger RNA. RefSeq lists its product as uncharacterized. Lineage: Eukaryota; Metazoa; Arthropoda; Insecta; Diptera; Drosophilidae. The record is from RefSeq and is a predicted model, not a curated record.